ACAUGCCGUACAAUUUCGUGUUUGCCAGCUUCUGCUCCUCAACUCAUCCUCUCCCAGCUCACCUCACUCGUUCAUUCUUCAGCAUUUAGAGUCACCAUUCCGCCACAUUUCAUAUCAGACCACUCGCAAAUUAGCUCUGCUUGACGCAAUAGCAGUUAGUAGUUUUCUUCAGAAACCAGCCAUCGGCCGAAUUCUCUGGGAGGUACAGCUCAUAAUCACCAUGGCACGGCUGGUCCUUUUCGCGCUUCUCGUAUUCUUCGCGACGUUCGUCGCCGACGCGUCGCCAGCUGACGGCACCAAUUUCGUCGCGCCGAUCCUUCGCAGCGAUGCGCAGCUGCGCCACCCGCAAGCUUCCAGAAACCGCCGGUCGCUCAUGAUCAACGCGACUCCGAAGCGCGACACGCCGUGCGCCUCGAGAAUGACGUGGUGGAACCAGACGGGUUACACCGGCGCGAAGUGGGUGACGUGGCUUCCUAACCCCACAAACGGCUGCCUCAACUUCCCGUCCGCCUACUACCCGUCGACGACGUACGGCUCGAUCAAGAUCGAGUGGUACGCGCCGACGGACGCGAUGAAGAGCGACUGGUACUUCGUCACGUGCAAGCUGAUCCAGUUCUACUCGCAGCGCGACUGCAACUACGGCGUGCAGCAGCUCACGUGCCCCACCGACCGCAACCCGCCCUCGCCCAGCUCGCGAUCCCCCUAUCCCGGCAUUCGCACGCCACUCAAGUCCGUCAGCUGCCAAUACUGGCAGGACGUGAGCAAUCUGUACACGUGUCCGCCCAACAGCCACCUGGACAGCUCGUGGGCGGGCGCCAAGUGCUACUGCAACAAGGGAUUCGCUGAGAAGAACGGCACAUGCGUCGACGUGUGCACGCCGCUCAACUGCGGGCCCAACUCAGACUGCUACGUGGCGAACGGGGCGGGCGUGUGUAACUGCACGGAGGGCUACCGCAUGGUCAAUGGCAAGUGCGAGGCUGUGGGUCAUUCAGACUUCCUCGACCCCCACAAUGCUGCCCGCGCUGCUGUGGGGCUACCAGCUCUCAAAUGGAACGACACUUUGGCAACUGCGGCUCUGACCUGGGUGACACAGCUCGGCACAACAGACACCACUUGCCACACAACCACACGCUCCACUGCCGUCCCGUACGGCCAGAAUCUGCUAGCGACAGGUGGCAUCGGGCAGUGGACCCCGGGCAUGGUCGUGCAAUCAUGGGUGGAUGAGAAGGCUUACUACACGUACGCGCUUCUCAAUGGCGGAUGCGCAACGGGCCAGAUCUGCUCGCAUUAUAUCCAGAUUGUGUCAGGAGCGUCAACAGACGUUGGAUGUGCAUCGUACACAUGUGCGGGUGCAGGCUGGCAGGUAUGGGCGUGCUUCUACUCGCCCAAGGGACUUGUGAAGGGCACUUAUCCGUAUUAGCAUGUGGCUCGUGGGGCACCAUUCGCUCUACUGUAGCAUGCUACCCCUAUCCUAGACCACCCUGUGGUGGCCUUGUACCGUAAUCCCCCGUAUAAAACACCCGCCGGAAUUAAGCUCCCCCGGGUAGCUUGAGCAGGUAUAAGUGUUGAAUUUUUCUGGAUAUACACAACACCCUACUUUCGGACGUGAAAACUUUUGAACACCCCCCUGCC
This is a messenger RNA of Closterium sp. NIES-67, 1632 nucleotides long. Lineage: Eukaryota; Viridiplantae; Streptophyta; Zygnematophyceae; Desmidiales; Closteriaceae. The record is from the annotation of a GenBank genome assembly.